AUGACAUUCUCUCAUCGAGUCAUUCUGCUGCUCGCGCUGGUUCUAAAAAUCUCCGGCGGCCUGCGCAGACGACCACUGAGGAGAGCACUCAGUGUGACACGCGGCAGCGGCGCCGAUGCUGACGACGGCGAGCCCCGACCACAGGCGCUGCGAGCACUCGGCGUGCCACGCGGCGGCAAUGAUGAUGAAAACGACGAGCCCUACGACGACGUCGACGACGAGCCGGAUGACGACGACGACGACGAGGCUAGAGCCGCUAAAGCAGCACAAAGGUGGACGCGGCGCGCCUUCGAGGCCGCGCAACGCGGCCGCCCCCGCGCCGCGGCGCACGCCUUCGAGAAAGCCUUGGAGCUGACGCCCGACGACGCACCGUAUAGAGCAGCAUUAUUAAUCAACGCGGGGUCUUAUUUAGCUUUCAGUGGACGGAGCGCGGACGCGUUGGGUCCGCUCAAGGAGGCGGCUCGAUUGGCGCCGGACGACGCUAGAGCUUUACACGCGCUGGGCAACGCCCUGCACCAGUGCGACGCGGCGGGCGACGCGUUGGAGGUCUACGCGCGAGCUUUACACGCGGCGCCCUCUCCCGACUUCCCGCCGAACGCGCCGCUGCUGAACAACGUCGCUACUAUUUUACUGGCCAGAGGCGAGCGUUCUCUCGCGAGAGGGGCGCUCGAGAAGUCGCUGGAGAUCGAGCCCCACGCGCCGGGCACUUUGUUCAAUCUCGCGACGGCGCGGUAUUCCGAUGCCUUAGAAACGCGGUCGCGGAAGCGGACGACGUCUCAGGCGUCGCGUAUCGUCGUCGAGGCCUCUUUUUCUCCAGGAAAGGCGGACGACGACAACGACGACGGCGGCGCGCUCGACGACGUAUUACGGUUGCUCGACGCGGCGGAGCCGCACGCGCCGCCCGGCAGUCCGCUGCGCGAGCGCGUGCUGGCUUUACGUGCGUGCGCGGCGAACCGCGUGCCUGGUAGAGCAGCAUUAGCCGCGGCGGACCUGCGCGACGUCCUCGAGCACGGCGCCGAGCACGCGCGCGACGCGCGGCGGCGCGGUGCGGCUCUAUUGGAGCUGUCGCGCGCGCUCCAGGACGACGCCGCGGCGCGGCGCGACGCGCUCGCCGAGGCCGUGGCGGUGCUCGACGCGGCGGCGCUCGCGGCGCCCGACGGCCGCGACGAGUACUCGCCGCUCGAGGCGCGGGGCGACGCGCCGCGCGCGCUGCGCGCGCGGGCGCGGCUCGAGCUCGGCCUGUCGCCGGCGUGCGACGACGCGGCCGAGGCGUUCGGCCACCUCGAGGCGGCGGCGGCGCUGGGCGCCGGCGGCGCGCGGCACGCGCGGCGCGCGGGCGCGCGCCUCGCCGCGCGCGACGCGAAGCGCUUCGACGCGAUCCUCGCGUCGCUGGCCGCGAACGACGCCCGCGCGGCCGUCGACGCGCUCGCGCGCGCCGUGCGCGGGGCGGCCGAGCGGGCGGCUUUUGGCGAGCGGGAGGAUUCUGAGGAGGAUAACGAUGUGUCUUGAGUAUAUCUUUGUUUUCCAAGCAGCAACGAGCAGACCCCGCGGCGGCUGGUGGCUAGCAGCCUAGCUCUAAGCAAAGCAACGAGCGCCGCGAACGUCGACGGGGACGUCGUCGCAAAACGGCCCUACACUGAAGAUACCACGUACCUGUCACAUCAAAACGAACCCACGGAGACUUCAUCGAUCGAUUUGAUCCCUCCGGAGCGCGCCGCGCGCAAGCGAGGCUAAAAAAAAAUAGGACACAACGUGGCACCCGCAAAACGGCUGCGCUCUCGCUGGUUUUACGACAUUUGGGUGUUUGCAGCCCUGCGCGGAGUCGCUCAUAAUCUCUGCUGGCUGCAGCGAUAGUCCAUAAAGUGCGGUUGCACAAAUAGCCAGUCAUCCCAAUAAUCUUACAAGAAAUCGGAUUACGGUGCGACGCUGCGACGCUGCGUUUUGUGCAUUUGCAUCGUUUGGGAAGACGCACUGAUAGCCGACGUCGACAUAAACAAAACAAAACGACAAAAAAAUGUCGAGCGAACCCGGCGCCGAGAAGGCGUUAGACAAGCUCAAGAAGCUCCCGCACAACCUGAAGUGCGCGAACUGCCAGGCCUUCGCGCAGCACGGGCAUGGAGCUGUCGUCAUGAAGUACGGCAUCUUCGUGUGUCAUACGUGCAAGUCCGCGCACCAGUCCUAUUCGCAUCUGUGCAAGUCCGUGACGAUGAGCUUCUGGACGCACAAGGAGGUCGACCAGCUGCGGAAGGGUGGGAACAAGCGCGCCCGCGCUACUUUUUUGGCCAAUAUGGACCCCUCGAACGCGAUCAAGCCCGGGGUUAGUUUACAAGCAGCGAAGACCUUCGUGGCCCUCGCGUACAACGAGAAGCUGUGGUACCAGGAGGGCGCCGUCGUGUCUAAUAAAGAGGAGGACGUGCCGAAGCCGCGCAAGGCCGUGAAGCCGAAGCUGCGCAAAGCACCGCAGGUGCGCCAGGUCACGCCGGCCGUCGACCUGCUCUGCCUCGACGACCCGGCGCCGGCGCCACCGGCCGCGGCGGCGUCGUCGUCGGGCUUCGCCUUCAUCGCGCCGCCGCCCGGGGAGCCCAAGGCGGCGCCGGCCGGCUUCGCGGCCUUCGAGUCCGCGCCGGCCGCGCCCGCCGAUUUGUUCGCGGCCGCGCCGGCGGCGCCGCCCGCGGCGCCGUUCGCCGCCUUCGGCGGCGCCAAGGUCGUGUCGCCGGCGCCGGCGCCCGCCGCGGAUGCCUCCUUCGACCCCUUCGGCGACAGCGGCGUCCUGAAGCCGACGCCCGCGACGAACGGCCACGCGAACGGCCACGCGGCGCCGGCGUCGAACGGCCACGCGGCGCCAAUGAUGAACGGCGCCGCGCCGAUGAUGAAUGGGUCGAGAAUGAACGGCGCGCCCAUGAACGGCGCCGCCUUCACGCCGCAGCCCAUGGCCCUCGGCGUCGCGCGGCCCGACGCGGCGCACGCGAUCUCGUCCAUGGGCCGCCUCGCGAUGGCGCCGCCGCCCGCGCGCGCGCCGUCGGCGCCGGCCUUCGCCGCGUUCGGGCUCCCGCCGCCGGCGGUGCCGCUCUCGCGCGGCGCCUCGGCGCCGCAGCCGCCUCACAACGGCGGCUGGGCGGCGUCGUUCCCGCCGCCGCCGCCGCCUCCGCCGCCGGCCAGCUGCUCUUCACCGCCCAUGAAGCACAACAUCUUACAGCCGAGCGGAGCGAAUAUCUCGAACAUGUUCAACUUCUAG
Pelagomonas calceolata is the source of this 3235-nucleotide messenger RNA. NCBI's taxonomy places the organism in Eukaryota, Pelagophyceae, Pelagomonadales, Pelagomonadaceae. The record is from the annotation of a GenBank genome assembly.